Molecule: messenger RNA, 879 nt
Organism: Hydatigera taeniaeformis
Lineage: Eukaryota; Metazoa; Platyhelminthes; Cestoda; Cyclophyllidea; Taeniidae
Source: the annotation of a GenBank genome assembly
AUGCUCUCGAACAUAAAGGUUGGAAUUAUUGGUGGAUCUGGACUAGAUGAUCCCAGGAUUCUUGAGAACCAGUCUGCGUAUUUUGCUACAACUCCUUUUGGAGAACCCUCAGAUGAGUUACUUGAAGGCACCAUUUCUGGGGUUCCUUGUGUCCUACUUCCAAGGCAUGGUCGUAGGCAUAGCAUAAUGCCGGGAAAUGUGAAUUUCCGCGCCAAUAUUUGGGCUCUUAAGGAGGCGGGUUGCACACAUGUGUUGGCUUCCAAUGCCUGUGGUGGUUUGCAAGAAUAUACCCGUCCUGGCGACCUUGUUGUGCUUGAUGACUUCUUUGAUCGAACGCAAAAUCGCAAGCAGACUUUCUAUGAUGGGGAGCCUGGCCAUCCCGUUGGAGUCGUUCACCUUCCCGCCUCUAGUGUUUAUUGUGAAAGAACCCGCAAAGUGUUGAUCAGGGCGGCAAUGAGGUUCAUGCCGGACACAUAUAUUCCGGGGGACACACGACCGGAGAAUGACGUUCCACGCCUACAUUUGAAAGGCAGUUGUGUGACAAUCGAGGGACCUCGAUUUUCGAGUCGCUGCGAAUCCAAACUCUUCCACAGCUUGGGCUUUGAUGUCAUUAAUAUGACCAACGUGCCUGAGGUGAUUCUUGCCAAGGAGGCUGGCCUUUGCUACGCCACACUGGCCAUUGUUACCGACUACUGCGCUUGGCACGAUUCUCGUGAUGCCGUAAAAGUUGAAACUGUAAUUGAAAAUUUCAAGAAGAGUGCUGAAACCGUCAAGAACACUCUUGUCGAAGCCAUCAAGCUUCUUAAAACAGAAGAAUGGGAUGACUUGAUUGCCACGAACCGAGAUGUCGCUGAGAGAUCCCGUCAAGACGUUCACUAA